AUGGUUCUUACUUCACAUUUUAUUGAUCAUGAAUGGAAUAUGCAUAAGAGGAUCAUAAACUUUUGUGUUAUUCCUAACCACUAUGGAACCACAAUAGCAAAGUUAAUUGAAAGUUGCUUGUUGGAAUGGGGGAUAGACAAAGUUAUGACAAUCACAGUGGACAAUGCUUCCGCCAAUAAAGUUGCUUUGGAUCAACUUAUGACGAAAAUGAAUAGGUGGGAAAAUUCACAAGCUAUUCUAGGUGGCAAGUAUUUACAUGUGAGAUGCAUCGCUCACAUAACCAACAUAAUUGUGAGUCAUGGGAUGAAGAGGCUAAAUAAUGGUUUAUUAGCUAUAAGAAAUUGUGUGAGGUUCGUGAGGAGCUCUCCACAAAGAUUGGAGCUUUUUAGGCAAGCCGUGAAUAGGGUGAAAUUGACAUGCAAAGCAACAGUUUGCCUUGAUUGCCCUACUCGGUGGAAUUCUACAUUUGUUAUGUUGGAUGUAGCCUUGAAAUUUAAGAAGGCCUUUGCUACAAUGGCGGAGGAUGAAGCAAGUCCCUUUUUGGCUUACUUUAAGGAAGUUGAAGAUGAAAAAGAUGAAGAUGGUGUAAUUAUUGUUUGCCAAACCAAGGGGAGGAAAAGGGUUGGACCACCAACGGAAGAAGAUUGGUCCAAGGCGGAGGUUUUUGUCAAGUUUUUACGGGUGUUUUAUGAUGUGACUUUGAGGGUGAGUGCUUCUACACAUCCCACAGUUCAUACCGGCCUCCAUGAUGUCAUAAAAGUGGAGACCGCCAUCAAUAACUUGGAAUCCCGAGCCAACAUGCAAGUGGAUCCGAGGUUCAAGUUGAGGCAUGUCACACAACUCUUUAGAAAGAAACUUUCCGACAUUGAGGCACAAUUGAAAACUGAAGAAAUAAAAAAUAUAUUGCGUGCCCUUUAUGAUGAAUAUGUUCCUAAUGUUGAAGGUGGAAAAUACAUGAAGAAAUCGGAAAGUUUACAAUCACAACCUUCUUCUACCUCAUCUAAUAUGGCUAUGACGGAAGAUGAUCUAAUUGAUGAAUGGAUGCAUUUUGUUGAAGAUAGUGAUGAGAAAGUGGUGGGAGAUGAGGUGGAUUCUUAUUUGUUUGAUCCCUUGGUGAAUGGUAACAAGUAUCCUAUCUUGGCCGCAAUUGCAAAAGAUAUUCUUGCAAUUCAUGUUUCGACCGUGGCAUCGGAAAGUGCUUUUAGCACCGGUGGUCGAGUGAUUUCGGAUUUUAGGAGUUCUUUAACUCCUAAAUUGGUGGAGGCCUUGAUAUGCAUGCAAAAUUGGUUGAGGGGUGAUAAUAUUAUUACUUUGGAGGAUGAUGCACCUUCAAUUGACCACAUUGAGUUCUAUGAAAGUAUUGAAUCCGAAUUGGCCAAAUCGACUUCAAGCAUUGCCUCUCUUACUCUUGAUCAAGAACCACAACAAGCUCCAAAGCAAUCUGAAGGUUCUAAUUCACAAGAGCCUCCCCUUAUGCGUUUACAAAGUGCAAGGUCUUCACAAGCUCAAAGGCCUCCUAAACCUUCAAACAAUAAGUGUCCAAAAGGAAAAGGAAAGUUUUUUGGUGCAGUUUUGUGCAGUUUUUUGGUGCAAUUUUGGUGCAGUUGUGGUGUAAUUUUUGCUGCAGUUUAG
Messenger RNA from Malus domestica (apple), 1632 nucleotides. Lineage: Eukaryota; Viridiplantae; Streptophyta; Magnoliopsida; Rosales; Rosaceae. The record is from RefSeq and is a predicted model, not a curated record.